AAAGCGAAAGAGCGUGAGGGAGCGCAGUUCAGCGCAGGUAGUGUGCGGCCGAGGGCAGGUACCAGGCAGCUUGCGGGGUACUGCUGCUCCUCGCUUUCUACAUUAUCUUUCUUGUCUGUUUCGUGCAAUAAUAAUAAUAAUUAUUAUUGCAAUUUAUACAUUUAUUAUUAAUAAGUAAUAAUAAGUAGUAACAAGUAAAACAAAGUAAUGGGGGCUUUCCAGUCCGUGCAUCAGGAGGAUAAUUAUGAAGACCUUGCGACCAGGACAGGAUUUUCCCCGGAGCAGAUCCGAAACCUCCACCGACGCUUCAAGCAUCUGACCCAAAACGGAGACAAGCUCAGACGAGAUCAUUUCAGGGUCAUUUCGGACCUGGAGUUGAACCCCAUCCAGUCCCAGAUUAUUGAAGCGUUCUUCGAUAAAAGGAACUUCCAGGGCAACGGCAGGGGCACUGUGUCGGAGAUCGGCUUUGAGGAGUUCCUGAUCGUCAUGUCCUACUUCCUACCAACAGAUCCAAACCUCACAGCCGAGGAGCGAGAGAGCUUCCGCCAGCGGAAACUCCACUUCCUCUUCAACAUGUAUGACACUGAUGAUGACGGCAAGAUCACCGUGCAAGAGUACAGGCAUGUGGUUCAGGUGCUGAUCUCACAGAGCGACAACUUAGACCAAGAGGAGGCGAAGGAGAUAGCAGACGCAGCCAUGCUGGAGGUGGCCAGCCUCGCCGUGGUUCACAUGGCACCAGAUGAAUUCUACGAAGGAAUCACUUUUGAACAUUUUGUGAAGAUUUGGAAAGGAAUCGAGAUUGAGAUGAAGAUGCAUGUUCGUUUCUCACACUUGGAAACCACAAGUAUCUGUAAAUAAGGAUCCAGAUAAGUUAUGGAACCUUCUGGUAAAGUCAUGUGACAUCAACAUUUAUUCUCGGCUGCUCACCGCCAUCCAUCACACAGAUGGGACAAAGCACUUUUCAGUACCAUCUUCUAAAAAUAUUUUUAGAAGUACCAAGAAGGAUCCACUUUAACCUCCAGACCCACUUUAAGGUUGAUGAUUUGUAUGUUCAGAGUCGCCAUUCUGCCCACCACUGCUGGGCAGGGCUGUUAUUUUUGCACGUGUGGCCUUCCUGUUAGCUUUAACGAGUCUGGCCAUUCUCCUCUGACCGUUCUCAUUAACCAGGGGUUUUUGGCAACAGAAAUGUCACUGAUUGGAUGUUUUGUUAACCACACAAUUCUCUGUAAACACUAGAAACUGUUGUAUGUGAAAAUCCCAGGACUGGGGUUGUUUCUGAAAUGCUGGAACCGUCACGUGGCACCAACAAUCAACUACAUUCAAGAAUGCUUAGCCAGUCUAACACUUAAGCGCACAGUAAGUGAAUGUCUUUACCACGUCUGCGUACUGUAUGCAUUCAGCUGCAGCCGCAUGAUUGGCUGCUUGCAUUAACCAGCAGGUAUACCUAAUAAAAGUAAUUUAUACACCA
This is a messenger RNA of Paramormyrops kingsleyae, 1468 nucleotides long. RefSeq names its product tescalcin a (gene tesca). Lineage: Eukaryota; Metazoa; Chordata; Actinopteri; Osteoglossiformes; Mormyridae. Gene Ontology annotation, molecular function: calcium ion binding. The record is from RefSeq and is a predicted model, not a curated record.